AUGACGGAUAACUUUUUAUGCAAUACUGGAACAUUGGAAGGAGCUCAUGAACGAUUUGUGUUUGUUACACUGGAUGAGAUUGCAAGGGAUUCAAUCAGCAGAAGAUGGCCAAAUAUUCAAAUAUUUCAUUGGCCAACUCCAUCUCUUUAUAAACCAUUUUCUUUUGCCGAGGGAGCGUAUCAAACAAUAUAUUUAUUGAGAUCCAAUUUGGCACUGGCCCUCAUCAAAAAAGGAAAAUCGUUCUGGAUGAUGCAACAAGAUACUUUCUGGAGAAAAAGUAUAUUCGAUUUGAACUAUGAAGACGAUAUGUCGUAUGAUGCGAUAUUUGAUCAGCUAGGAGAUGGAGAUGAUUCGUUGAGAAAAGAAUGGGUGAAUGGAGCAAAUUGGUUCAUUCGGGCGAACAAUGCAACUCAAUUCUUUUUUGAAAGAUUAUCAGAGAAAUUGGCACAUUGGUACACUCCAGAUGUUGGAAUUAUGAUACAUCAAUGCAAUACUUGGGAUAAACCAAAGUGUGCUUACAUUCCCUACAAUGUAACCUAUUCAUGGGAAUGGAUGUUCAGUGACCAAUCAAAUCCACCGUAUCUUCUACAACUAGAUUGCGAGACCAAUGGAGGAACAAAGCUGAUGCAAUUGGGAAGAUAUGGAUUUCAUUUUGUCAAUCCUGAUGGAACUUGUAACAAUGAUAAAAUUGCCUCUGCAAAAUCACGGAUGGAAAACGGAACAGUCGAAGUGCAAAUGACAAAAACUCUCCCAUCCUGGGGACGACUUCAAUUCAAAUUGUAUUGGUACAUCACAGAAUACCUUCUAUGGAUUCCAAUUCUAGGAGAAUAUAUGAGACCUUACUUGGCUCUUGCCGGUUUUAUUUUGAUGAUUACUAUUUGA
Messenger RNA from Caenorhabditis remanei, 882 nucleotides. RefSeq lists its product as uncharacterized. The record is from RefSeq and is a predicted model, not a curated record. Lineage: Eukaryota; Metazoa; Nematoda; Chromadorea; Rhabditida; Rhabditidae. Bases 1 to 882 code for a protein of 293 amino acids. The transcript is spliced from 5 exons.